Messenger RNA from Abrus precatorius (Indian licorice), 1020 nucleotides. RefSeq names its product annexin A13-like. The record is from RefSeq and is a predicted model, not a curated record. Gene Ontology annotation, molecular function: calcium ion binding; calcium-dependent phospholipid binding. Gene Ontology annotation, cellular component: cytoplasm. Lineage: Eukaryota; Viridiplantae; Streptophyta; Magnoliopsida; Fabales; Fabaceae. Bases 1 to 1020 code for a protein of 339 amino acids. The transcript is spliced from 4 exons.
AUGUGUGGUGAAACUAUCUACUUGAACCAAAGCAACCAUUUCAUUGUUUUCCACACAUGUUACCCACAUUCUUUUCUUACCAUGACAAGCCAUAAUUUUGAACUUGAUUGCAAGAAAAUUCAUGAUUCUUUGGGGGCUUUAAGCCAGUUGAUUCAAUCUCUGGCUUGCCUAACUCAACUUGAAAGGCAACAACUAAGGGAGACCUACAAGGCAGUGUAUGGAGAAGACUUGAUAAGUCAUCUUCAAAGAUAUGAAGAUGUGUUUUCUUCUACCAUGAAGUGUUCUGCUUUAUCCUUGUGGAUGCUUGACCCACAUGAAAGGGAUGCUAUUGUGGCUAGGGAAGCUCUUCAGCAAGAUGAGACCAAUUUCAAGGCUCUUGUGGAAAUUUUUGUGGGUAGAAAAUCAAGUCAUGUUCUUCUCAUCACACAGGCCUACCACAACAGAUUUAGAAGGCUAUUGGACCAAGAUAUUAUAAAUUUGGACCCACCACAUCCAUUUCAAAAGAUUCUUGUGGCAUUGGCUGCAUCACAUAAAGCUCACCAAGCAGAUGUCAACCAUCAUAUAUCUAAGUGUGAUGCUAUAAGGCUCUAUGAAACUGGGGAAGGAAACUUAGGAGCUGUAGAUGAAGCUGUUGUGCUAGAAAUUUUAAGCAAGAGGAGUAUUCCCCAACUGAACCUUACAUUUUUGAGUUAUAAACACAUUUAUGGGCAUGACUACACAAAGUCUAUCAAGAGGGGAAAAUAUGGCCAAUUUGGUAAAGCUCUAAUGGUGGUUGUGAAAUGCAUUUGUAAUCCAGCACAGUACUAUGCAAAGGCAUUGUAUACAAGCAUAAAAGGGGAGAAAAGGGACAUAGGAUCUUUGGUAAGAGCAUUGGUAAGCAGGGCUGAGGUAGACAUGAAUGAUAUUAGAAGGGUUUUCAAGGAAAAGUAUGAGAAGGAACUUGCUGAUGUUAUAUGUGAAGGCAUUCCACCAGGGGACUACAGAGACUUUCUAGUUGCCUUGGCUACAAGAUCUAAGUAG